This is a messenger RNA of Varanus komodoensis (Komodo dragon), 3692 nucleotides long. RefSeq names its product DnaJ heat shock protein family (Hsp40) member B4 (gene DNAJB4). The record is from RefSeq and is a predicted model, not a curated record. The coding region runs from base 1348 to 2367 and encodes 339 amino acids. Gene Ontology annotation, cellular component: cytosol. Gene Ontology annotation, molecular function: protein-folding chaperone binding. The transcript is spliced from 5 exons. NCBI's taxonomy places the organism in Eukaryota, Metazoa, Chordata, Lepidosauria, Squamata, Varanidae.
GAGCGUAGAACAGUCUCGCGAGAAUUUUUUUGGUCUUUCUGUGUGUGUGUGUCGUUUUGACGUUUCUUCAGUCGGUACGCUCGGACAAUUGUGGUGGGAGGUGACUUGUGGGAGUUGCUGUCUCCUCACAGAAGACGGUGGUGUUGCGGCAUUAGCUUCUCGGCUAGCGACAAAAUUGGAUGAAACUUACUGCCUCCGAGGAAUCAUGUCUGCCAGUUUUCAGAUGAAUAAGUGCUGCGAUUUUUAUGCAAGAACAGCUGCGUCAUUUUGAGGAUAGCCAUAAAAGGGAACAGAACUCAUUCGUAAUCCGGGGACUACCUGUACAACAUAGAGAUGUCUCCAGGCAAGGAAUCUGCAAUAUUUCAGAAAGACAGAGGCAGGGGAUACGGAGUUAUGAUGAUUCAAAACCAAUAGAAGGCUUUUUUCAUGCUAAACUUUGGCCUGUUGAAAAAUGGCCAUCCUGUGGUCCAAUUCUUACCCUAAUCCAAAGCACAGUGAUUAGAAAGGCCCUGAUCAUACAUGCUGUAUGAUUAGGAGGUGAAUUUGUCAGUCAUUCAACCCCCUCCCUCCACCCGUAAACAGUGUUUAAAGAAAACAAUCAAAAAGUACUAUUCUUGUUUAAAGAAAGCAAGCAAAAGGUACUAUACUUCCUAGCUUUCUGAAGCAAAACCAUGAACAAAGCUUCAUACAGGGAUAAACCUCUGUUCUGCCCACUUUGGAGAGAAGCCUGCUUUGCUUCAUGGAGCACCAGAAACUAUCUUGAACGGGGUCUCAUCUGGCUUGGGAUUUGAUCAAAUCUAAUGUUUGUCCCUUGUAUUUUCCAUAAAGUAUUUUCAUUCUAGUGGUUCAUAGCUCUCAUCCUACAAAUGGAUUUUUAGAACUGACAGUAUUGUCAGAUUUUUUUAUAUCAUUAUUAUUUUUUACACUCAUUAGUUCUUUGUUAUAUUGUCAGUAUAUUAAUUCUCUAUAAUCUGUUGGUCUGCACAUAAGCGGCUGCAGAACCCUAUUAGAUUAGGAAUGCAUUUAUCUUAAAAGGGAGAUGGACACUGAACAGUUAACUGUAUAGAGAGAAAACACUGCAGAGUUUUGGCUGUAGUUAGCUUGGGAAGUGACGUCUUACAGCAUUUGCUGUUCUAGAAAGAGCUGAGACACGUAGUGUAAUUGGGAGGAAUCUUAGUGGCAGUAUCUCUGCCUCAGUGUAUAUUUAUCUGUAUAAGUGACAAGGGGUCUGCCUGCUGCUACAACUACAGCUCUUGUGACUUCUGUUAACGCUUUUCCAGCAACAUCGUAUAGCUGAGAUACAGGACUCUUUUAUAUCAAGGGGAAUAAACUUUUUGAACAUUCAAAAUGGGGAAGGAUUAUUAUUCCGUUCUUGGAAUUGAAAAGGGGGCAUCUGACGAAGACAUCAAGAAAGCCUACCGAAAACAAGCCCUUAAAUGGCACCCAGAUAAGAACAAAUCUCCCCAUGCAGAAGACAAAUUCAAAGAAAUUGCAGAAGCCUAUGAGGUGUUGAGUGAUCCCCAAAAAAGAGAAAUAUAUGAUCAGUAUGGAGAAGAAGGACUAAAAGGAGGUGCUGGAGGACCAGAUGGGCAAGGAGGUACCUUCCGCUAUACCUUUCAUGGAGAUCCACAUGCUACAUUUGCAGCAUUUUUUGGUGGUGCAAAUCCUUUUGAAAUCUUCUUUGGUAGAAGGAUGCCUGGUGGCAGGGAUAGUGAAGACAUGGAGGUGGAUGGAGAUCCUUUUGGUUCAUUUACUACUUUUGGUAUGAAUGGAUUUCCAAGAGAAAGAAACACUGUUGGUAGCCAACCCCGCCGAAAGCAAGACCCCCCUGUUAUCCAUGAACUCAAAGUAUCAUUGGAAGAGAUUUACCAUGGCUGCACAAAAAGAAUGAGAAUUUCCCGAAAAAGGCUCAACCCAGAUGGUAGAAGUGUUAGAACAGAAGAUAAAAUCCUUACUAUUGAUAUCAAGAGAGGAUGGAAAGAGGGUACCAAAAUUACAUUCCCCAAAGAAGGUGAUGAAACACCCAACACCAUCCCAGCUGAUAUUGUUUUUGUCAUUAAAGAUAAAAUACAUCCUCACUUCAAAAGGGAUGGCUCAAAUAUUGUUUACCCAGUAAAGAUAAGCUUACGAGAGGCUUUAUGUGGCACUUCAGUCAAUGUACCAACAAUAGAAGGUCGAACCAUACCUAUGACAGUAAAUGAAGUUGUGAAGCCUGGUAUGAGAAGAAGAAUCAUAGGAUAUGGAUUACCAUUUCCCAAAAAUCCUGAGCAACGAGGUGACUUAAUUAUAGAAUUUGAAGUAAUCUUCCCAGACAGUAUAGCUCCAGCGUCAAAAGAAGUACUCAGGAGAAAUCUUCCUGUUUCAUAAGAAAUGUACUUUAGUGAACUGUUCCAAAAGGAAACUGAAAAUUAAGACUUUCAGGUUUAUGCUGUAAAAGUGCAAUCUAUAACUGUGGAACUUUUAUUGUUUGUGUGUGGGUGGGAAAGGGAAUUAUGCAGUGCUGCAUGAGAAUACAAGGAGAAAAUAGAAAAAUUUGCAAUCAAGCAUAAAACUAAACCACUUGCUAUGUAUGGGAUCUUCCCUUUCAGAACAUUUUAUUCAGUAUUUGCUUAUAUGUAACAUGUAAAAUUGGGGGAGGAGAGACCCUCCCAUGCAUAUCUUUCAAAUGAAGUGCUUAACUUUCAAAGCACUUUCAGAUAUUUCUUGAUUGUCUAUGUGAUAUAUUUUAAUUCAUAUGAAUCUAUGUAAGGUUUGUAAAGCUUAUGUUUAUAUACCCAUAAACUCUGUUUAUAUUGCACACAGCAGAAGGCAGGAAAUCUCACUUGAAAUGUUCAUGAGCCCCAAAAAAGAUGAUAGUGUUUUAGCAGUAAGCAUGCAGGUCUGAUGGAAAUUCCAAGGUGUACUUUUUGACUUAGUGGAUUUCAAGAUAGAAACAGCCAUCAAAACAGUUGCUUUAAUGUCCCUUGGAACAUAUGUGCAAAAUAUGUAGCCUGUCUGCUGAGGAAACAUAUCAGGGGAUAGGCUAUCUGAACAACUGUCAAGACAAUUAGCUUUUUUUUUUUACAACUCCAGUGUUUUCAAGGUUUAAUUUUCUUGUAUAUUCUAUGAACAGUAAAUUGUUUAAGGUAAAAUAACUGAAACAUUUGUCAAUCCACCCUGAAUUAUCUGAAGGAAGAUAUAAGAAUGGGAAAAAAGCCCUCAAUCUAGCUUUCAAAAAGACAUCUAUAGGGCUGGUACCCUUGGAUGGCAAAAUAAGACUACUAAACAUACUUUCAACAUUUGUCUUGAAACAUGCUGCAAUAUAUUAACAUUUAUAAAUCAUAUUUUAUUUUUUCGUAUUAGUUAGAACAAGUGUGCUAGGUAGCUGCACUGUUAACUGACAGGAUGUUAAGAACAGUACAAGGUUAUAGCAAAUGUAAUAUACAAGAGAGAUAUAACCAUUUUAGGGGGGAACAAACAUUUUAAGAGCUACACACUGGAGUGAAUUGGCAACUUUUUCAUAGGAUGAGAUAGAAACAACGUCAUUUGUAGACUACAAUGGCAAAUGAUCCAGAAUGCUGGUUUUCAUGACACUAGAAGUGGGAAAGUAGAAAACUUCUGCUUUUUCUUUUAUGCUUAUUGUUAGAGCAUUUAAAUAUCCUUUAUGGUAUGUAUUGCAUUUCAUAUUUUUUUAAUUAAAAUAUUGUUUCUAA